UCAAAAAAAAUUUAUUUUUAAUACUUAUUCUUUUUACUUCAAUAACGUAUUUAAAAAAAUAAGAACUGACAUAUUUAGCCACGAAGUAUCAUAACGUAUCCUAAAUGUAUCAGUUGCAUAUCCCUGCUUCUUAAAUGUAUCACACGCGUAUCCCCAAUGUAUCCGAAAUUGAAAAGUGUUUUUUAGCCUUGAUGAAGUAUCAGUGCUUCAUAGCAUAAGAGAGAUAUCAGAGUUCCUCAAAAGUGCAUUUGCUUCAAUGACAUAUCGUCAUUUUUUCCAUUCGGAGGUUCUUCAGGAUUUUUAGGAAGUUAGAAUGUGUGGGUACAUGACUUUCAUCUGGUGGAAAGAAGACCAUGGGCAACAAACAAGGGUUCAUCCUUGUGCAAAAGAGAUCCUUUAUUCUUUUCAUUACUUUUGUAGCCCUUAUUUGAUAUAUUCUUCCCAAGAUUAUGGGUUUCCAGAUUUCAAGAAUUUAGUUUCCGAUCUAUUCAAAAGUUCAUCAGAAAGAAAUUUUUAUUCUGAAUCAAGUGGGUGCCUUCUAUAUCUGCCCUACUGUAUUCCAUUUUAUAAGCAAAAGGGUGACCAUUCUCAGGAUUUCCAUUACCUAAUUUGUGAUUCAAAUAAAAAGAAAAUGCCAACCCUAUAGAACAAGACUAUUAUGGGAUCAAUAGCAUGCCUGUUACCAUGAUCUUGCAAAAGUAAAAGGACAAGCUAAAUAGAUCAGGGAAAAAUCAAUCACUGCUCAUGCAUAUCCACAUAUAGAGGUAGCUACCCAAAGCAUUGGGUUAAGGUUCAGAGUACUAAAAGAAAACUCAUUGCAAGCCUCACAU
This is a messenger RNA of Ilex paraguariensis (yerba mate), 830 nucleotides long. The record is from the annotation of a GenBank genome assembly. NCBI's taxonomy places the organism in Eukaryota, Viridiplantae, Streptophyta, Magnoliopsida, Aquifoliales, Aquifoliaceae.